Molecule: messenger RNA, 279 nt
Organism: Trichoderma gamsii
Lineage: Eukaryota; Fungi; Ascomycota; Sordariomycetes; Hypocreales; Hypocreaceae
Exons: 3
Coding region: 1-279 (92 amino acids)
Source: RefSeq, a predicted model, not a curated record
AUGACCACUCCCGAAGUCACAGCUCAAAUCAGAUCGCAGCCUCGCCCCUCGGCCCCCGGUCCAGUCACCAACACAACAGAAGCACCACCCCAAAGCCUCCUCGCCAAGCAGCACAACCUUGUCCCGAUGGUCGUUGGCACUACAGACACUCAGCAGAAUACAAUGCCCUUGGAGGGCGCCGAAAAGGAGCUGUUGAUGGAGAGAGUUUACAAUACCGGUGCGCAGACGCCGUCGUCUCUCGUCGCGCAGAUUGAGCGUAAGCUGCAGCAAAAUAGUUAA